AUGUCCGAACAACCCCCGUCGACUAUUCGCAUCCUAACCCUCAACUGCUGGGGCCUAAAGUACAUCGCCAAGCAUCGCAACGAGCGCCUUAGCGAAAUCGGUCGCCAGCUCUCGCUCUCCUCCCCGCCCCCCGACAUAGUCGGCCUCCAGGAAUGCUGGACGCAACAAGACUAUGAGUCCAUCCGCUCCCAAACAAGCCACAUACUCCCAUACGCGAAAUUCUACUACGGCGGAAUAUGGGGCGCAGGACUCGCCAUCCUCUCCCGCUGGCCCAUCGAGCAGUCCUCCAUGGUCGAGUACCCGCUCAACGGACGGCCAACUGCCUUCUUCCGCGGCGACUGGUUCGUCGGGAAGGGCGUCGCCUGUGCUAGGAUCCGGUAUGGGGCUGAUGCGACACGCGAUGUGGCUGAGGUAUUCUGCACGCAUCUGCAUGCCCCGUACGAGCAGGAGCCGCAUGACAGUUACCUUGCCCACCGGACAGCGCAGGCGUGGGAGAUCUCGAAGCUUAUGCGUGGCGCGGCAGAGCGGGGACAUCUAGUUAUCGGACUGGGAGACUUCAAUAUGCUUCCGUCCUCCUUUGCGCACCGGCUCAUCCAAGCACAUAGCCCCGUCGUGGACGCAUGGCAGGUCAUAUACCCGGACUCAUCGAUCGGAGCGGCAAAGGACGGCGUUGAGAAGGCGCGCGGGAAACCGGUGCCCUCUGCGGAAUUCAACCUAAAUUACAACGGAGCAACUUGUGACGGGCCGUACAAUACCUGGCGGUGGCCGAAGAAGGACCAGAAGCGGUUGGAUAAGGGCGAGGACAUCCUCGUUAAUGCGGACGGACCGGAUAUCCGGGGCAAGCGGCUCGAUUACAUAUUCGUUGGCGACGAGGGCGGAUGGGCGGUCCAAGAUGUCAAGAUUGGCAUGACACAGCGGCAUCCGACGCUGAAGUGUUCGUUAAGUGACCACUUUUCCGUCGAGGCUGUUAUCACGCGCGGCGCUUCUCCUACUGCCUCUUCAAUCGAGGAUGGGAGAGAUCCUGAGAAGCAGCAGAAGAAGUCGACUGACCGACUCACUCUCUCCCCGGAGACAUACGACCACAUCAUCGAUAUGAUCCACGCCUAUGUGCGCCGCGAACGGUCACAGCGGCGAUGGCGCUUGACCCAUUUUGUUGCCUCGGUGCUGGUCACUGUAGGCUGCUUGGUGGGCGUGUGGUGGAACGGGAACCGUCCGUAUAUACCCUUUAUUCUGACCCUUGUGAGCACGUUGAGUUUUGCCGCGGGGAUAUUGGAUGGGCUGAUCGGGGGGUUGUUUGUGUCGAGUGAGUUGAGGGCGCUCAAGGAGUUUGAAUGGGAGAUUCGAAAUACGAAGCGGCUUGCUGAGAGGAGGAAAUAA
Aspergillus calidoustus is the source of this 1377-nucleotide messenger RNA. NCBI's taxonomy places the organism in Eukaryota, Fungi, Ascomycota, Eurotiomycetes, Eurotiales, Aspergillaceae. The record is from the annotation of a GenBank genome assembly.